Molecule: messenger RNA, 1252 nt
Organism: Trichobilharzia regenti
Lineage: Eukaryota; Metazoa; Platyhelminthes; Trematoda; Strigeidida; Schistosomatidae
Source: the annotation of a GenBank genome assembly
AUGAUGAUGAGCUUUAAAUUUUUACUGACUGUUGUAUUUUGUUACCUCGUAGUAUUGGACUAUACAAAUGUAUGCGAAAGCAAACGUCCUACUUAUACCGUACCAGAAUAUCGAAGACUAUUGGUGCGAUUGCUUGCAUGUGAAGAAGAACCACUGAAUAAGACAAAAUUGAACGGUAAGACUUUCAUUUAAUACAGAUAUAUUCACUUCUCUUCGCAUCAGCUUCAGAGAUAGCUUAGCAAGGCGCAUUUAACACCUUGACAAGUGAGACAGGAAGUAUGCGGGUGAUUAUAAAGUGAGAGCCUUUGAUAUACAUGGCAACUCAAUAAAUUUAAGUUUAAAUGCGAUGACCACCAAAUCGGUCAAUUUGUCUCAGAAAUGCGCGUUCACUGAAGACAAUAACUAUAAUCCAUUUAACUGAGUGGAUAUGUACAGUGGAACAUGAUAAAAAGGGUAGUUGUGUUAUUGACUAAAUUCACUUGUGAAAUACACACAUUCCGCACAGUAUACGCAUAUAAAUUUCCUGUUCGGACGAUCUAACGAGCAUUUUUAAUGUUGAAUUGUUAGGUUAAAGAAGUAUAGUAAUAAUCAGUCAAAAAUAUAUUGGAAAUUUUGGAAAUGAUGAAUGCCACUUUAUGGCACAAAGUCAAAAAUAUGAAAUGCUUCGAAAAUGACUGGUGAUCAUUUAUUAGAAGACCUUGAGCCAAUGAGUCCUGGGUAAUUGUAAUUUAGGAAUUGGUUUCUUUCCACUAUACUUCAGAUUUGUCAAAGUAAAUGAGAUGAGGCAUAACACUGAUAGGUUAUCACAGUGAAUGUAUAAAAACACGAGGAGAGUCAUCCAUGAGUCUUCAUUUUACCCCUUAGAUCAUCCGCUAAUUCUAUAUGCCUCAAGUUUAAAAUUGUACUAUGCGCUUGUUUUAAAAUAUGACUUUGCCAGAUAAUGGUGAUGCUGGUAAUUUGUGCAUUUUUUGCUUUCGAUGAUUUUCAAAUGUUAGAGUUAGCUAGUAAGUGUCGAAAAUGUUGGCUUUUAGCCCUAAUAACAACCAUGAAAAUUAUGUUCUAUGUUGACUAAUUGUUUUAAUCCUAAGUUUCAAAUGGAAACCAAAAACGGAGUUCAUUACCAGAGCCUUUAUUUGGAUGUACGCUAACUGGUGUACAAUGGUAGUAUUUUUAGGCGCAAUCGUAAGAACAUUUGUAAAAAGCACGGCCGAACUUAUCUCCUCUUGUCCUUAUAUAUAUAUAUAUAUAUAUA